GAGAGAACAUACUUUGGAUGCAACUAAUAAGUUGCAUGCAAUGAUUGACCUCUAUUCUGGGAAUUUGGAUCCCACAGCACAUGCAAGUGAUACCGCAAAUGUUACAGCAACUGUUGGUUCUUCAAAACAAGUUCUCAGUCCACAUAUUGUCAGAGGGAAAGGGAGACCCCCAUCUCUGAGGAGAGCAUCUAGGAUGGAGAGAGACUUGCGAAAAGUUAAAGAGAAGACCAAGCGAGCACAGGGAAAGGGAAAACGCAAGCAGCGAGACGGAGAAGAUAUAUCAGUCGUAGACGUCCGCAAGAAUUUAUUUGGUGUCGUGCAAACUGAGCUUGAAAGCAUACCAGCUGCUGACCCCGUAGGUGCCCAACCCGAAGAAAGACUAAUGCAAAGCCAAGAAAGUAUGCAAUUUGGGUUGGUUGGAUCACAACCGCUAGAGGCUAUAUUGGAUGGUUCACAACCACGGGAAUGAUUCAAAUGAUUGUCGUGGGUUGAUCCCGUGGUGUACCAGCUUAUAUCAAAUGUUAAUGAUGAGUUGGCCUACCAAUAUUUAAGUCACACAGAUGUGAAUAUUAAUCUUGUUGUUGGUGGUAUUUUGGGAAUAUUUAUACUUGUUGGUGUAAACAUUUAAUUUUGCCUUUGAGGAUGAGGGGGGAAUAUUAAAGCAAGUUAUUUAAUAUUGAGGUGGUGAAAAUUUUCACCGGCUAUUAAGCAUCUAUUGUGUAUUAUAACAGCAUGUUAAAUUCUGGCAA
Messenger RNA from Carya illinoinensis, 749 nucleotides. RefSeq lists its product as uncharacterized. The record is from RefSeq and is a predicted model, not a curated record. Lineage: Eukaryota; Viridiplantae; Streptophyta; Magnoliopsida; Fagales; Juglandaceae. Bases 41 to 469 code for a protein of 142 amino acids. The transcript is spliced from 5 exons.